CUUCGUUUGACAUAAUUAUUGACAGCAAAAUUCGUGUUAUGAAAUUGAAAUAAUUAUUUAAAAUCUAAAAUAAACAUAGAAUAACCAGAUGGCGACCAAAUCUAUUGCCAGUGCGACGGUAAGAGCGGUGAAGAAGCGAAUUCUACCAUCACGUGCAGCUUUAGUUCUAACACCAACAGCAGUAAAAAAAGUUAAAGAGAUCAUGGCUAAAGAAGAGGCAAAUGGCUGCAUCGGGCUCAAGGUUGGUGUCAAACAGCGGGGAUGUAACGGCUUGUCAUACAUUCUGGACUAUGCAAGAACUAAAGAUAAAUUGGAUGAAGAAGUAAAACAAGACGGUGUCACCAUAAUCAUAGAUAAAAAAGCUCAGUUAACAUUACUAGGCACUGAAAUGGACUAUGUAGAAAACAAACUGUCAUCAGAAUUUGUAUUCAAUAAUCCAAAUAUAAAAGGAACCUGUGGCUGUGGGGAAUCAUUUAGUAUAUAGAGAGAAAUUAUGAUCUUAGCUAGCUUUUAUUAUUAUAAUAUGUUUUAUAGUAGUAAAGUACAACUAAGUAUGUGCCUAGAACAACAUUUAUGAAAUCAGUUUUUGUAGCUAAGUGGGUACAGCUUGUAAUCAUGUGUGAUCUUAUAAUCAUCAUUGUCUGGUUAUGCUAUUAUUUUAUUACAGAUAAUGUCGAACAAGAAUAUAACAAAUUGAAAACAAAAUAGCAUUAUAGCCAUUGUUCUGCAAUUCUAAUAGCUUUUUUAUAACAAAAUGUGGAAAUUCUUGUAUAUAGAAGCAAAAAAAUAACCAUAUUUAAGUAGUGCAGAUUGAUUGUUAUGUUGUACAUAGUACCUAUAUAAUUUGUUAAAGUCAGUGCUUAAAUUUUAGAUGAAUAAAAAUUAGAGGUGUACAUAUUACUGAA
This is a messenger RNA of Pectinophora gossypiella (pink bollworm), 905 nucleotides long. RefSeq names its product iron-sulfur cluster assembly 1 homolog, mitochondrial (gene MagR). The record is from RefSeq and is a predicted model, not a curated record. Lineage: Eukaryota; Metazoa; Arthropoda; Insecta; Lepidoptera; Gelechiidae. Gene Ontology annotation, cellular component: mitochondrion; cytoplasm. Gene Ontology annotation, molecular function: 2 iron, 2 sulfur cluster binding. Gene Ontology annotation, biological process: iron-sulfur cluster assembly. The transcript has 3 exons. Bases 89 to 484 code for a protein of 131 amino acids.